Coregonus sp. 'balchen' is the source of this 8153-nucleotide messenger RNA. Lineage: Eukaryota; Metazoa; Chordata; Actinopteri; Salmoniformes; Salmonidae. The record is from the annotation of a GenBank genome assembly.
AUGAGGCAAACCUGUAAUACUGAUGGUGGAGCGGGUUCCACUGAAAAUGUUCAAGCCCGGGAUAUAACUCAUCUCUCCAUAUUCGUCGACACUCCAACUGCCGCACCGAAUCCUGAAACCAAGCUAUUGGCUGACUUCAAGAAAGACACUCAUCUCAGCAAAGUGUACUUGGCGGGAAGAGGUGAGUUAGCUCGUGUUUUCAGGUGGCUGACUUCUAUGCAUCUCAUUAGCGUUUGUUGUCACUGACACUAGUGUUUGGAACUUGUGUUUUGAGUAAGAACCACUGACUGAGUUUGCCAAUGAAUCAUUUUCAACUAGACUAAAUGGCAGAAUAUCACUAUUGAUCAAAUCAUAUAUAUUUUAUAAUUAUUUAGUUAAGCUUCCAUGUGAAGUUACUAUUUUAGGCUAGUAUAGUACAGCUUAUUCUAACCUAAACAUUAAAAUAUUUACUGCAUAACAAUUUUUUGGGACCUCAGAGUAUCUCAACAAGGAAGGUCAGACCUCUGUGCGCCCGCUCAUUGGGAAAAUAAUGCAACAGAUCGGCACAGACCCCACUCUCUGUCCAGAGUAUCCAUCAUCCUUUGGCCUUCCAGAAUUCACCAGGAGAGCAACAGAAUUGGUUUUGGGCAGGGACUGCCAUGCCAUCGUGGAGAACAGGGUAAUGUUGGAUGCCUACUGUAAAUGUUCCAUGGAUCAACUUGACCUCAAGUGUGAUCCUCACAGUUUUCUCAUACAGUAGGUGGCUUGCUGAUUUGUAACUCAAGGUUAUUAAACUGUCUUUAAACAAGCACUGCACCAAGCCAUCAGUAAAGAACAGCCAUCUGGACACAAAGAUAGGCCUUUCACAAGCUCAACGGCAGCAUAACCUAUGUAAUUACACUUUGGCCACCCCUUCCUUAUCCACACACUAGUUUUUAUGUAAUCAAUCAACAUCAGCUUGUAAGUGGCAUCGGAUAAUGCAUUAUGACUGACUGUAUUGAUUUUACCCCCCUCCCCUGUGCUCAUUAUACUGUAGGUGUUGGGUGUGCAGACUGUGGGCUGUACUGGGGCUGUUCGUCUGGGGGCUGAGCUCUUGAAGCACUGGUACAAUGUGAGCGGUGUCUGGGGUGGGCCAAUCUAUCUCUCCUCCCCCUGUGAUGGUAAGUAGCGGCUUACCAAACUAUUAUCACAAAAUAAGCAUGCACAUAGUAAAAAGCACAAUCCCAAGGGUAGAGCAAUAUAGAAUUGGUAUUGCUGAUGAUAUUGGUGCUGAAGCUCUAGUGAUCAUGUUCCUUUCUGCAGAAUCCUUGGCUGGUAUCUUUGAGGCAGCAGGGAUCCAGGAUGUCCGUCGGUAUCGGUAUUGGGAUACAGAGCAGAGGGGUGUGUGUGUGCAGAAAAUGAUGGAGGAUCUGGAGAUGGCUCCAGAGCAGAGUGUCAUUGUUCUGUCUGCUUCUGCUCACUGCCCUACUGGUUCAGACCUCUCCCAGAAGCACUGGAGACUCCUCACACAGUUUAUGGUGGUACUGCUCCAUAACCCAACUGUUUUUACAGUCUUUAGUAAUGUAAUGGAUGUUAUACAUUCAACAUUUUAGUCAUUUAGCAGACGCUCUUAUCCAGAGUGACUUACAGUUCAUGUAUUCAUCUUAAGAUAGGUAGGUGAGACAACCACAUAUUACAGUUGUAGUAAGUAAAUGUUUUCCUCAAUAAAGAAGUUAUCAGCAAAGUCAGUUAUCAAUGUUGUUUUCUUUCUUUGGAGGUCCUGGCAUCAGUAUAUCCCAGGGAGUAGCAUUUCUACAGUAUAAACACUUCUUAUAGUAGUCCUCUUCAGUAUCCUCAUGCUCUCUCUCUCUAUUCUUCUCUCUGCAUCUUUCUCUCUUCUAUACUCCCAGAGGUGUAGGUUUUUCCCUUUCUUCCUGCUGCCUGCACAGGGCCUAUGCCAUGGGGACCUUGAACAAGACGCCUGGCCAGUGCGUCUGUGUGCCUCUCUGGGGAUGGAGCUUCUGUGUGCCCAGUCCUUCUCCCACAGCUUUGGGCUUUACGGUGAGCCACUUCAAGGGUUCACUUGCCUCUUAGUGUAUUAACAACUGAUGUCUCUUGCUUUCAUCGAAUGUGACGAUUGUAAGAUCCUCAGGACAUACAUAGACUGACAGUAAAUCUCUGGAAGGAAAUACAUUUUCUUAUUUUGUCCUUACUGCAGGCGAGCGGGUUGGACACCUCUUAUGUGUCCUAAAGCAGAGCUCCACACUGCUAGCUGUUCAGUCCCAGACCGAGAAGCUGGUCAGGGCUCUGUGGUCCCGGCCAUCUGUCGGAGGAGCUCGUGUGGUUGCCACUGUGCUCAGUAACCCUGCCCACCAUGUGGAGUGGUAAGUUAUUAUGGAUAGUCUAUGCUUCAAUAGCAUUGUCUGCAAGGCUUCUCCAGUAUAAAAUGCGAGAAUACAAAGUCUCGUUACAGUACGUGGGACCAAUGCUUCAUGAUAAAUUAAAUAGACCUCUGUGUAAAUCCUUGUCCCAGGCAGGAAGGAUUGAAGAGUAUGGUGGAGAGGGGCAUGCUGGUCAGAGAGAGGUUGAGAGAGAAGCUAAGGCUUCUUGGAUGUCCUGGCAGCUGGGAUCACCUGAUCCAGCAAGGUGGACUGUACUGUUGCACUGGGCUGAAUGGUGAGCAAACCAUCUUAAGCCCCGUUUCCACUGGCACUUAAAAUUUGGGCCAAAUUCGACCUGGCUCGAAUGGAAUUCUCAGAUUCGAGCUGGGUCGAGGGAAACCCGGGCCAGCGCAGCCCAGUUUCACAACUGGUACCAGCUCGAUUAGAAUUGGGGCUGGUGAUGCCAUUACUAUGCAACCACCAAGCUGAUCACUGCAGGAUGCUGACACACAGUGUUGCCAUGUUCGCGUUUUUUUGUUGCAAUUGGGCUACUUUGAAAAUGAUGUCGUGGGGUAAAAAUGUAUUGGUCGCGGGUUGCGGGUAUUUGGGCUAUUCCUAAAUUGCACUGCGGCCGCCAUGUCAUUUCUCUUAAAAAUAUAUAGAUUUCACUGUGACCUGUUGCUGACUGUCAGGCAGUGAGGCAGGCUGUUGCUGUUGCUGAGUGAGUGGUGUGUGUGUGUGUGUGUGUGUGUUGAGUGAGCGAGAGGAGAGGGAGCAGCACGCGCACGUUGUGACAACUUUUUACCAGUUGUAGGUAGGCUAUUUAGAUUGUCAUUAUGGAGACACCUAUUUCCAACCCUUUUUCGUAAAACAUUAAUAAGCUAGAACUGAUGCACAUCAAGAAAUAAUGGGGACAAAGCAAUGGAAAACGACUUUGGGCACACUAGAGCACACUACAUACAGUGAGGGAAAAAAGUAUUUGAUCCCCUGCUGAUUUUGUACGUUUGCCCACUGACAAAGACAUGAUCAGUCUAUAAUUGUAAUGGUAGGUUUAUUUGAACAGUGAGAGACAGAAAACAACAAAAAAAUCCAGAAAAACGCAUGUCAAAAAUGUUAUAAAUUGAUUUGCAUUUUAAUGUGGGAAAUAAGUAUUUGACCCCUCUGCAAAACAUGACUUAUUACUUAGUGGCAAAACCCUUGUUGGCAAUCACAGAGGUCAGACGUUUCUUGUAGUUGGCCACCAGGUUUGCACACAUCUCAGGAGGGAUUUUGUCCCACUCCUCUUUGCAGAGCUUCUCCAAGUCAUUAAGGUUUCAAGCCUGACGUUUGGCAACUCAAACCUUCAGCUCCCUCCACAGAUUUUCUAUGGGAUUAAGGGUCUGGAGACUUGCUAGGCCACUCCAGGACCUUAAUGUGCUUCUUCUUGAGCCACUCCUUUGUUGCCUUGGCCGUGUGUUUUGGGUCAUUGUCAUGCUGGAAUACCCAUCCACGACCCAUUUUCAAUGCCCUGGCUGAGGGAAGGAGGUUCUCACCCAAGAUUUUACGGUACAUGGCCCCGUCCAUCGUCCCUUUGAUGCAGUGAAGUUGUCCUGUCCCCUUAGCAGAAAAACACCCCCAAAGCAUAAUGUUUCCACCUCCAUGUUUGACGGUGGGGAUGGUGUUCUUGGGGUCAUAGGCAGCAUUCCUCCUCCUCUAAACACGGCGAGUUGAGUUGAUGCCAAAGAGCUCCAUUUUGGUCUCAUCUGACCACAACACUUUCACCCAGUUCUCCUCUGAAUCAUUCAGAUGUUCAUUGGCAAACUUCAGACGGGCAUGUAUAUGUGCUUUCUUGAGCAGGGGGACCUUGCGGGUGCUGCAGGAUUUCAGUCCUUCACGGUGUAGUGUGUUACCAAUUGUUUUCUUGGUGACUAUAGUCCCAGCUGCCUUGAGAUCAUUGACAAGAUCCUCCCGUGUAGUUCUGGGCUGAUUCCUCACCGUUCUCAUGAUCAUUGCAACUCCACGAGGUGAGAUAUUGCAUGGAGCCCCAGGCCGAGGGAGAUUGAAAGUUCUUUUGUGUUUCUUCCAUUUGCGAAUAAUCGCACCAACUGUUGUCACCUUCUCACCAAGCUGCUUGGCGAUGGUCUUGUAGCCCAUUCCAGCCUUGUGUAGGUCUACAAUCUUGUCCCUGACGUCCUUGGAGAGCUCUUUGGUCUUGGCCAUGGUGGAGAGUUUGGAAUCUGAUUGAUUGAUUGCUUCUGUGGACAGGUGUCUUUUAUACAGGUAACAAGCUGAGAUUAGGAGCACUCCCUUUAAGAGUGUGCUCCUAAUCUCAGCUCGUUACCUGUAUAAAAGACACCUGGGAGCCAGAAAUCUUUCUGAUUGAGAAGGGGUCAAAUACUUAUUUCCCUCAUUAAAAUGCAAAUCAAUUUAUAACAUUUUUUGACAUGCGUUUUUCUGGAUUUUUUUGUUGUUAUUCUGUCUCUCACUGUUCAAAUAAACCUACCAUUAAAAUUAUAGACUGAUCAUUUCUUUGUCAGUGGGCACACGUACAAAAUCAGCAGGGGAUCAAAUACUUUUUUCCCUCACUGUACAUUUGCUAGGAGGUGGUUUAAACUGCAUUCUAAUGUUGAUUUUGCCCAAAGAAAACGGUAUCAAGCGAAGUGUUUUAUGCAUGUUCAGUUCUUGGUUCUUGGGGGCUGCCGGAGUGGAAAUUUGAAAUGGAAGUUAUGGAACUCCCUCGCGUGGUUCUUUUUAUGGGGAAAAGUCCUCCAUGAAACUGACAUUAAAUGUGGACAAUGAUACAUUUGCCUCUGUUGGCUCGCAUUCCAUGCCCGGCUUCUUACCCAUUUAAAGUUUGAGAAUAGGUAACUUUAAGCAUCAGUUGUCAGAGCAGCUUACCGAUCACUGCACCUGUACACAGCCCAUCUGUAAAUAGCCCACCCAACUACCUCAUCCCCAUAUUGUUAUUUAUUUUGCUCAUUUGCACCCCAGUAUCUCUAUUUGCACAUCAUCUUCUGCACAUCUAUCACUCCAGUGUUAAUACUAAAUUGUAAUUAUUUUGCACUAUGGCCAAUUUAUUGCCUUACCUCCAUAACUUACUAGAUUUGCACACACUGUAUAUAGAUUUUAUAUUUUUCUAUUGUGUUAUUGACUGUACGUUUUUGUUUAUCCCAUAUGUAACUCUGUGUUGUUGUUGUUUUUAGCGCACUGCUUUGCUUUAUCUUGGCCAGGUCGCAGUUGUAAAUGAGAACUUGUUCUCAACUGGCCUACCUGGUUAAAUAAAGGUUAAAUAAAUCAAAAUAAAAAAUAUCAAGUAGCCUAUUAAUGUACAUGACAUUGUAGACUACCAUUUGAUACAAUAAAUAUGUUGAAAUGACGAUAUCACUGGAGUCAUUGCAAAUCAAUGUGCCACUUGUGUAGCCUACCUGGAGCUGGCAAACCAAUUUAAUAAAUAGCCUAUAACUUCAGUUCAUUGUUGUUGUAGCCAUAUGUUAUUACGCAAUUAUUAAUGCACAUGUUUAAUUAAUUAAAUUGGAAGUUAUCAAAGCUCUAUCGCAAUUGCCAAUCAGUUGUUAGAACGCAUUAGAUUGACGGUAACAGUAGUCAGAUUAGGCUACAGGUUAAAAUAAUAAUAAUAAUAAUAAUAAACACUGGCUGUUAUUGACAAGCAUAUUCAGUAUAUAUACACUACCGUUCAAAAGUUUGGGGUCACUUAGAAAUGCCCUUGUUUUCGAAAGAAAAGCAAUUUUUUUGUCCAUUAAAAUAACAUCAAAUUGAUCAGAAAUACAGUGUAGAUAUUGUUAAUGUUGUAAAUGGCUAUUGUAGCUCGAAAUGGCUGAUUUUUUAUGGAAUAUCUACAUAGGCGGACAGAGGCCCAUUAUCAGCAUCCAUCAGUCCUGUGUUCCAAUGGCACGUUGUGUUUGCUAAUCCAAGUUUAUCAUUUUAAAAGGCUAAUUGAUCAUUAGAAAAACCUUUUGCAAUUAUGUUAGCACAGCUGAAAACUGUUGUGCUGAUUAAAGAAGCAAUAAAACUGGCCUUCAGCUGGAGCAUCAGCAAUUGUGGGUUCGAUUACAGGCUCAAAAUGGCCAGAAACAAAGAACUUUCUUCUGAAACUCGUCAGUCUAUUCUUGUUCUGAUUGCCAAGAAACUGAAGAUCUCGUACAACGCUUUGUACUACUCCCUUCACAGAACAGAGCAAACUGGCUAUAACUAGCUGUAACGUCAUUACAGGUUACUAUGAUAUUCCUUCUUAAUUGGCUCAAUAACGUUAUGGAAAAAGGUUUAGUUGUUUAAAUAUGGCAACUCCUCUCUUGCUGUGAAAAAAAUAAUCUGGGCUAGUUUUCAGGCCUUUUGGGCGGGUUUUGAGUGGUCGUUGUUCUGAAAAUGUUAACUAGACCUGGCAACCCUACUCAGACAUGACACGAAUUACCACCAUAGUUGGAUCCUUCAUUCAUUUUUUCACUAAACAAUAAACUUUUAUGAGAAUAGUCAGCCCUCAAAUGCUAGGUGCCUAACGUUAGCUAGCAAAUCAGAGUUGAAACAAGCUAGCUAGCUAGCAGCUAACGUGAGCUAGCAGGAAUUUUAGCUGGCCAGGUCGUAUUGAAAGCUAGAUAGCUUGCUGGUUUGCUUGGUUAGCUAGCUAGCUAAUAGCCAAUGCCAUGGCAAUCAAGGUAGGAAUUAAACUAUCUUGCUAGCCUGUUAUGCUAGCGAUGACACUAACCGUUUAGUUAGCUUGCUAGCUAAUGUCAGCAAGUUAAAUACAUGGCUCUGUGUCUGGAUGGCACUGGCAGGAAUAUGGGAUAAUGUUAGCUACAGCAUGGUGAGGGUGAAUGAAAUUCUUCAACAUCUUGCUAACUAGCUAGCAACAUUAGCGAAGCCAGCUGCAGUCACAUAUUGGCUACCUAACAACAUUACAUAAUUUCUAAUUUCUGGAGGCAGUGGAAACGCAAUUUGAGCUAGCUCACCAAGGCCAGUCCAACUUGGGUUGACUUUAAAGUGCCAAUGGAAACAGGGCUUUAGUUAAGUUCAGGAUUUGUCAUCUUUCAAACAAUUCAAACAGUGGUAGGACACUGUACCCGUCUAUGGGCUUGAUUCAAUCCGUGUCGCUGAAGUUCAGCUCUAUAGCACACUUAAAAUGUAAAGGUAAUUUCCAUUGAGCUGGCAUAUACAGCGUUUACUGUGAAUGUAGUCUGUGAACGCGGAACUAUAGCACUGAACUUCAGGGAUACAGAUUGAAUCAAGUCAUAUAUCAGCAUUUUAAAAAUGGUUUCCACAAACAACGUAGACUAUUUAUGCAUUGCAACUUCCUAGACCUUACAUUUUCAGUGUAAGAGCGUUUGAAAACAUCAAGACAGGUUGCUUUUGUUUCUUUGCAUUAUCUAGCAUUAUCUAGCUAGCUUUUGGUGUCAGUAAUUUUAUCUCACAAUCUCACACUUCAUUCUCAAAUAUAUUCUUUAUAUCAUUAGCAAUGAUGUUGUACAGUUUUCUUGAACUGAAUUCUACCCCUUUUAGCCAAGCUGAGUCGUGCUUCGUAAAAGCUUCUGCUAAAUGGCUUUUACUGUAUACUGUAUAUGUCCAUGACCUCUAUCCUGUUUAUUGUACACCUAGGUACCAGUAAUUUACGUAAGUGCUAUGUUCCAUGUUGAAUGUCCUUUCCUUAAUCUUUGAUUAUGAUCUCUUCACCUGUCUCCUUUAGUCCAACAAGUGGAAUUCCUGAAAAAGAGGAGUCAUAUCUACCUGCAUCCCAAUGGCUGUCUGAAUGUGAGUGCUAUCAACAGCCGUAACCUAGACUAUGUAGCUGAGUCCAUCCACCUGGCAUUGACCUCUGUCUUCUGA